GCGGCUAAGCUAAUUAGCUUUCCCCUCCCUCAACCCGUCCCCCUGCUCUUUGGACCUCCGGACCUCCGGACCUCGGUUUAAAUGGCUGCCGUGGCCCUGAAGUGCACCGCUCCCUGGCGCUUCGUCAAACUAAGAAGUCUGGUCAGGUCCACCGUUCCCAGUCUGAAGUUCCACACCACAGCGUCUCCAAUGAUGGCUGCGACGGUGGAGCAGUUCGAGCAGGCGAAGAGCAACCUGUCGACGCUGAAGAACGACCCGGGGAACGAGGUCAAGCUGAAGAUCUACGCUCUGUUCAAACAGGCCACUCAGGGGCCCUGCAACACGCCCAAACCGGGGAUGCUGGACUUUGUCAACAAGGUCAAAUGGGAUGCGUGGAAGGCUCUGGGCUCCAUAUCACAGGAUGAAGCCAGGCAGCAGUACUGCGACCUGGUUGGCUCCCUGGUGGCGGCGGAGGGCGGAAGCUCCGCCCAGGUGGCCGCACAGCCUGCUGGGAGCGGGGUGGCAUACGAGACGCUGCUGGUCACCACCGAGGACGGCAUCACCACCAUCAAGCUGAACCGGCCGGCCAAGAAAAACGCCAUCACGACGGAGAUGUACAACGACAUCAUCGCAGCUCUGGAGCAGGCAGCUAAAGACGACUCGGUCAUCACGAUUUUUACUGGUGCCGGAGACUUCUACUGCAGCGGGAACGACCUGUCCAACUUCACCAAAAUCCCAGAGGGAGGCGUGGAGCAGAUGGCCAGAAGUGGAGGAGAUCUGCUGCGGAAGUACGUGAAGGCCUACAUCGACUUCCCGAAGCCGCUGGUCGCCGUGGUGAACGGACCGGCGGUGGGGAUCUCCGUCACCGUGCUGGGACUGUUUGACCUGGUCUACGCUACAGAGAGGGCCACGUUCCACACUCCGUUCAGCCAGCUGGGCCAGAGCGCUGAGGGCUGCUCCUCCUUCACCUUCCCCAAGAUCAUGGGCGCCACCAAGGCCACCGAGAUGCUGCUGUUCAACAAGAAGCUGACGGCUGCUCAGGCCUCCGAGCUGGGACUCGUCACCGAGGUCUUCCCCGACAGCAGCUUCCAGUCGGAGGUGUGGACCAGACUGAAGGCCUACGCCCAGCUGCCCCCCAAUUCCCUGGCGCUGUCCAAACAGCUGAUCCGGUCCGUGGAGAAGGAGCGCUUGCACGCCGUCAACGACGCCGAGGUGGAGCUUCUGAUGGAGCGCUGGGUGUCCGACGAGUGCUUCAACGCCGUCAUGAGCUUCUUCCAGGCCAAGGCCAAGCUGUGAGCCGGGCACGGAGGUGGAAUCAGCAGCUGGUCGCUCUGGGAGGAGACCACGGCACGGGUUCUGGACUUGACAUGGUUGUGCGUUCAGAAGGAGGUAAAUAAGUGAAACGGAUCACGUGUAACAUGAUAGCAUAGCAACACACGGAACCUGGGGACAAAAACAGAGGUACCGCUUCUGAUGAAAGUUCUGCUGAGCUGGAGUCGUCGGGUUUGUGAGUUUUAGACAACAUUCUCCCCUACCGGGACCAUCGGGUCAGGGAGUCCUUAUCCUCCAGCCACUGGCCUCAGAUGAUCCAGGUACCGACUUCUGGUACCGACCGGCUGCUGAGUCCAGUCAGUCACUUUAAAGGGGAGAAUCUCACAGAACCUCGUCGGCAUUUUAUCUUCUUAUCAUUUUAAAAGUUUGCUUCUGAUUCACUUGAACGUCGUUACGGACGUCGAAUCUGAUUCAAGUCCGGAUUCAGUUCAGGAUUUAAGUCAGGAUUCAAUUUAUGAUUUUAUUCAAGAUUUCAUUUGGGAUCAGAUUCAGGAUUCAGGUCAGGAUUGUAUUUUGUCGCGUCUCGAGUUUGGUUUCCAGCCGCCGCUCCUCCUCCAGCUGGCUCCUCCUCCAGCUGGCUCCUCUGAUGCUCCUCUGAUGCUCCUCUGAUUCCACAACGUGUCCGAGUGUUUUUAACCUGUUCUGAUGUGACGACGUCGAAGGACUCAGUCUGUGUUUGAACUCUGAUUUUAGUCCAAGUGCCUUCAACGCUUCGUCUUUGUUCACUUUCUGUCAGUUCAAUAAAAGCUGAAGCUGUGGUCAUGA
Molecule: messenger RNA, 2076 nt
Organism: Stegastes partitus (bicolor damselfish)
Lineage: Eukaryota; Metazoa; Chordata; Actinopteri; Pomacentridae
Gene: eci2
Product: enoyl-CoA delta isomerase 2
Exons: 11
Coding region: 82-1275 (397 amino acids)
Cellular component (GO): mitochondrion; peroxisome
Molecular function (GO): delta(3)-delta(2)-enoyl-CoA isomerase activity; fatty-acyl-CoA binding
Source: RefSeq, a predicted model, not a curated record